AUGUUUCCGAGCCCCGUGACCAACACGCCUUUCUCGGUCAAGGAUAUCUUGAGUCUGGAGCAGCAUCCUGGCGGCCUGGCGUCCCUGGAGCUCUCGGCCUUGGGCUCGCCCUCCUCCUGCAUGCUGGCCACCUUCAAGCAAGAGUCCUACCCGGCAGAGGACGCCCCUCUCGCCGAGGCCCCGGCCGGCCUGGCCAAAGGCUGCGGCAGCACUUUUCCCGGCCCAUUCUUCGCCAAGAGCUACGUGGAGGUAGAACCGACCAAGGAGCCGAAGGAGAGCAAAAAAGAGCUCUGCGUCCUCUCGAAGUCGCUGGAGCAGAAGCGGGACGCCGAGGAGGCGGAGCGUCCCCGGCAGAGGAAGAGACGGAAACCCCGCGUGCUUUUCUCGCAGGCGCAAGUCUACGAGCUGGAGCGCCGCUUCAAGCAGCAGAAAUACCUCUCGGCCCCGGAGAGGGACCACUUGGCCAACGUGCUGAAGCUCACCUCCACCCAGGUGAAGAUCUGGUUCCAGAACCGCCGCUACAAGUGCAAGAGGCAAAGGCAGGAUCAGAGCCUGGAGCUGGUGGGCAGCAUCCCGCCGCCUCGCCGGAUCGCCGUGCCGGUCCUGGUCCGCGACGGGAAGCCCUGCCUGGGCGACGCGUCCCCUUACAGCUCGCCCUACAACGUCAGCCUCAACCCCUACAGCUACAACGCCUACCCGAGCUACGGCAGCUACGGCGGCGGCGGCGGCGGAGGCACCGGGGCCUGCAACGCCAGCUACAGCUGCAGCUACCCGGCCGUGCAGAGCGUCCAGCCUUCGACCGCUGCCGGCAACUUCAUGAACUUCAGCGUGGGGGACUUGAACCCGGUGCAAACCUCCAUCCCGCAAGGGAACGGCGGCCUUUCCGCAUUGCAUGGCAUCCGAGCCUGGUAGGGUCAGAGGGCCAGAGGCCUUCCGGGGGCAAACUCGACUGCAGCCCGGCGCCUCCUUCGGAGAUGCGGCCUGCACGAUUGUCCCGGACAUAAGAAGCCGUGAGAGAGAGAGAGCGAGCGCCCUUUUCCGCGCUAGGUGGGGCCGAG
This is a messenger RNA of Pseudonaja textilis, 1058 nucleotides long. RefSeq names its product NK2 homeobox 5 (gene NKX2-5). Gene Ontology annotation, molecular function: DNA-binding transcription factor activity, RNA polymerase II-specific; RNA polymerase II cis-regulatory region sequence-specific DNA binding. The record is from RefSeq and is a predicted model, not a curated record. Gene Ontology annotation, cellular component: nucleus. Lineage: Eukaryota; Metazoa; Chordata; Lepidosauria; Squamata; Elapidae. Gene Ontology annotation, biological process: cell differentiation; regulation of transcription by RNA polymerase II.